This is a messenger RNA of Lactuca sativa (garden lettuce), 2286 nucleotides long. RefSeq names its product Pseudouridine synthase family protein. Gene Ontology annotation, cellular component: nucleus. The record is from RefSeq and is a predicted model, not a curated record. NCBI's taxonomy places the organism in Eukaryota, Viridiplantae, Streptophyta, Magnoliopsida, Asterales, Asteraceae. Gene Ontology annotation, molecular function: RNA binding; pseudouridine synthase activity. Gene Ontology annotation, biological process: pseudouridine synthesis.
UCGAAGCAAUUUCGGGUUGUUGGAUGCUAUGAUGCUACAUAGAAACAUGGGAUUGCUUACCCUGUAUACUGCCUUCCCCGUUCGUUGUCAUCGGCAACUAAAACCCUCCUGCAACCACCUUCUAAAACCCUACUGUUUCACUCAAUCACAAUCGGCCGCCAUGAAAUCCCCCCUCGAAGAAUCCGACGUAGGCAUCUCUUGCUACAUCUCCCCUCUCCCUGGCUUUCGUGGCAUUCUCAAGCAAAGGUACUCUGAUUUUAUAGUCAAUGAAGUGGAUUUGGAUGGAAAUGUUGUUCAUUUGACUUCCUUAGAUGCACCAAUGGAGACAGCAGAGGAACAUGAAUCAAAGACUACAAAUCAACCAAAUGGUAACCAUUGUAGUGAAAUCGAAUCAUUUAGAGCCCUAGUUGGCGACUCUGAUGCCAACUCCCUGAAGGAGUUUAUAGAUAAGAUAAAUUCAAAUGAUGAAGAUGGAGUUACAGUUACCAAUACCUCCAUUGUUCUUUCUCCAAGUUCUGAUAAAGUUCAUCGAACAGCAGUUCAUAAUUUUUUCAAAGAGAAACUCAAGUUCUUGGUUACAGACACAGUAGAUGGACCUGAAUCUUCAUCAAAAUGCAUACGUGUGAGAUUGAAUUCAGGGGGGAAUAAUGAAAGAGGCAGAGGUUCUAAGAAGAGGAAAGGAAGAGAUGAGACUCCUUAUGAUAGUAGAGGUUCAGAUCAUUGGCCUGAGCAUCUUGGAAAGUUUCUCAGAUUUCAUCUUUGUAAGGAAAACAAGGAUACACAAGAGGCAUUAGGGGUGAUUGGAAAGAUGCUUGGCAUUCAGCCAAGGGCAUUUGGAUUUUCUGGUACAAAAGAUAAGCGAGCUGUAACAACUCAAAGGGUCACUGUAUUUAAACAGCGUGCAAACAAAGUGGCUAAUCUAAAUAAAAGAUUAAUUGGAAUUAAAGUUGGCGACUUUUCUUAUGUCAAUGAAGGUCUUCUUCUUGGUCAACUCCAUGGAAAUCGAUUCACAAUCACACUAAGGGGGGUGGUUGCAGAUUCUGAGGAUACUGUAAAAGCAGCAGCAGAUGCUUUAGGAAAACAUGGAUUUGUAAACUACUUUGGUAUGCAGAGAUUUGGGAGUGGUUCUAUACCUACUCACCUAAUUGGUGCUAAAUUACUUAAAGGAGAAUGGAAAGAAGCAGUGAGCAUGAUUCUUGAUCCAAGGGAUGGUGAAAAAGAUGACAUAAGGAGGAUUCGGGAAUAUUAUAAAGAAAGUCAAGACAUUGAUGGGACUUUAAGACAAUUACCUCGCUUUCUUGUGGCUGAAAAGGCCAUUCUGCAGUGUUUGAAAAAGUGUCCAGGGAACUACUUGCAAGCUCUGAAGGCUGUUCCUAGGACCCUUAGAAUGAUGUAUGUGCACAGUUACCAAAGCUAUCUAUGGAACCAUGCAGCUAGCAUGAGAGUACAAAAAUAUGGGAAUGAGGAAGUAGUGUUGGGGGAUUUGGUGUAUUGUAAUGAAGAAAGUUGUAAUGAAAUAAAGGAAGUCAAAGUCAAAGUCAAUGAUUCUGAAUAUGAAGAGAAUAAUGAUUCAUUAGAGAAUAACGAUUUAGAUGAGGGGGAUGCACUUCCAUCUGAAGGAACUUGUACCUCAGUAAAGGUGGUUAACAAGGAAGACAUUCUUUCAGGGAAUUAUACAGUUUCUGAUGUUGUCCUUCCUUUGCCUGGUUCAAGGGUAAUUUUUCCAAAUAAUGACAUUCAACAAUAUUAUCAAGAUUUGGCUGAUAAGGAUGGUGUGAGCUUGAUGGAGAGUAUGCAUAAUGUCAAGGAGUUUUCGCUAACCAGCAUGACAGGAGCUUACCGGCGAGUAUUUGGAAAAGCCAAGGAUUUUGAAUGGGAGUUGAUAAAGUAUAGAGAUGUAAGUAUCCCAUUGGCUAUGACCGAUUUAGACAUUGUUUCAAAGGCCAAUGAAGGUGAUGGUAUUAAAAACGAGUCUUUGGAAUUGGAAUUGGGAGAAGACCAGUUGGCCCUUAAAUUGAGCUUCACACUUCCAGCAUCUUGCUAUGCAACUAUGGCUAUUAGGGAGUUGCUAAAAACAUCUACUUCUACUGCGUUUCACAAGUCUUUAAAUUAAUUAGGAGAUUACCGAGACUGAGUAUUGAAACAACACUUUUGGAAGCCUAGUCUAAUUUAUUAUGCAAUUUUGUACAUUACUUUUGUUGUUUGUUUUUAACUUAAUGGAUUUAACGAAGAAUUACAAAUAUUAAAAAAAAAUUAAUAAAAAUUUAAAAUAUAGAAUUAUAGCAA